ACAAGGCUGUGUGCCCGGCGGGGGUUCGACGGGUGCCGGGAGAGGGCAUGAGCACACCUUAUAAAAACGGCGAGCGGGCGGGUGUCUCCUGCAGUAGCACCGGCACCUCCGGAGACUGCGUCCUCAGUUUGAACUUCUUGCCUAAGAACUGGAAACACUAACUAGUUUGAAAAUGGAAAACCAGCAACCAGUGGAUUCUCCUCGAAAAACCAAACAGUUUAUUAUUUCAGAGGAGUUAAUUGCAGAAGGAAAAUGGGUCAAGUUUGAAAAAACAACUUACAUGGAUCCUACUGGUAAAACAAGAACUUGGGAAACUGUGAAACGUGCAACCAGGAAAGGACAGUCGGCUGAUGGUGUGACGAUUAUCCCAGUGCUGCAAAGAACUCUUCAUUAUGAAUGUAUUGUUCUGGUGAAACAGUUCCGUCCACCCAUGGGAAGCUACUGCCUGGAAUUCCCUGCAGGUCUUAUAGAUGACAAUGAAAGCCCAGAAGCAGCUGCUCUGCGCGAGCUGGAAGAAGAAACUGGCUAUAAAGGUGAUAUUGCUGAAUGCUCUCCAGUUAUAUGUAUGGAUCCAGGUUUGUCAAACUGUACCACACACAUCGUGACAGUAACUAUUAAUGGAGAUGAGGCUGAAAAUGUAAGACCUAAGGCAAAGCUAGGAGAUGGAGAAUUUAUGGAAGUAAUUUCCUUGCCAAAGAAUGACUUGAUGAACAGACUUGAAGCAUUGGUAGCUGAAGGACAUCUGACAGUGGAUGCGAGGGUCUAUUCCUAUGCACUGGCGCUGAAACAUGCAAACACAAAGCCAUUUGAAGUGCCCUUUCUGAAAUUUUAAGGCCAGAGGAGAGCAGCAAUGUUUUUGUAAAUGAGGCCACAAGGCCUCUUCACUAAGAGUUUGUAUUCAGCUAAGUUUAAUGGAGAUUUGAAAUUACCUUUUUUCACAAAAUAAAAACAACAAAG
Molecule: messenger RNA, 957 nt
Organism: Molossus molossus (Pallas's mastiff bat)
Lineage: Eukaryota; Metazoa; Chordata; Mammalia; Chiroptera; Molossidae
Gene: NUDT5
Product: nudix hydrolase 5
Exons: 10
Coding region: 173-832 (219 amino acids)
Biological process (GO): ribose phosphate metabolic process; nucleoside phosphate metabolic process
Cellular component (GO): nucleus
Molecular function (GO): ADP-ribose diphosphatase activity
Source: RefSeq, a predicted model, not a curated record